UUUAAGGACUACUUUACAACCGAUAAAUUAUUAUACAAACAACAGAAAAGAUCGUAAAUAUACUGUGACAUAUAGCUGUACAUAUAUACGUGUCGGGCGGGUUUUACCUGUAGAGCAGGUGAGAGAGAGAGAGAGAGAGAGAGACUGCCGACACACGUCUUAUCCCCUACACACAAUGUGGAAGUUCUUACUGUUGGGAGUAUUGUUUCGGGGGACGCUGGCACAGGAGACGGAGACCGAUGGUCAAGCCUUUGUAGAUGAGUAUGAUGCUAAGGUGGGAGUCCUGUGGAACGAGAACGGGAAAGCAGCUUGGGAGUAUUAUACUAAUAUCACGGACCACAAUCUGGAGGUUAUGACCAAUUCGAGUCUCAAGAUGGCUGAGUUUGACAAGGAGAUAGCAGCAAACGCCAGUAAAUUCGAUUAUAAGAGUUUUAGUAAUGAAACGCUGAAGCGACUAUUCACGAAGAUAGUGAACAUUGGGUUUGCAGCCACUAAUGACAGCGACCAGCUGAAGGCGAUUUCGAAUUUAGAAGCAGAUCUUACGGGGAUUUAUAGUAAGGGGGAAGUUUGUUUGGAGUCCAAAGGCUGUCUGCAAUUAGAGCCAGGACUGACAGACAUCAUCACAAACAGUCGGGAUUAUAACGAACUGCUGGCGGUCUGGAAAGGCUGGAGAGACGCUUCAGGAAAACUAAUGAGAAACAAGUAUACCGAUUUUGUCAAAGCUAUGAAUGCCGCCAUCAAAUUCAGUGAUUUUAACGAUACGGGGGAGUACUGGAGAUCGUGGUACGAGACGCCCACCUUUGAACAGGACGUCAAGACGCUGUUUGAGGAACUGGAACCGCUGUAUGUGGAACUUCAUGCUUACGUCAGAAAGCGCCUCAAACAGAAAUACGGCAAGGAGAUGUUCCCAGAAAGUGGUCACAUCCCGGCUCAUCUAUUCGGGAACAUGUGGGCGCAGCAAUGGAGCAAUAUCUAUGACCUCUUGGUCCCAUUUCCAGACGCCAGCUCUAUGGACAUCACAUCCAAAAUGAUAGAACAGAACUAUAAUGUGACACACAUGUACCGUGUUGCCGAGGAUUUCUUCAUGUCCAUUGGUAUGGAGAAGAUGACGGACGAAUUCUGGCAGAAUUCCAUGCUUGUGAAACCAGACGAUCGAGAUGUAGUUUGCCAUGCAUCAGCCUGGGACUUUUAUGACGGGAAAGAUUUCAGAAUAAAGCAGUGUACUGCCAUCACUGAGGACCAGCUGCUGACUGUGCACCACGAGAUGGGUCACAUUGUGUACUAUCAAAAUUACAAGCACCUGCCCAGGCUGUUCAGAAGAGGCGCCAAUCCGGGUUUUCACGAAGGAAUGGCCGAUAUAGUCAGCCUGUCCUUUCAAACACCGGAGCACAUGCACGUGAUCGGUCUCUUGGAUAAUGUUCCAAAUGAUGCAGAUAGCGAUAUAAAUUUUCUGCUUAAAAUGGCGCUAGACAAGGUUGCCUUCCUUCCCUUUGGUUAUUUAAUUGAUCAGUGGAGAUGGAGCGUGUUCCGCGGGGAGACAAACUCGUCUAACUAUAAUCAACACUGGUGGGAUCUUAGAUGUAGGUACCAGGGAAUUUCGCCACCAGUACAAAGAACAGAGCAAGAUUUCGACCCGGGCGCAAAAUACCACAUUCCUGGAAACACUCCGUAUAUCAGGUACUUUGUGAGCUUUGUGGUACAAUUUCAAUGGCAUAAAGCCCUGUGCGAGGUGGCUGGGAAUACUAAACCCCUACAUAGAUGUGAUAUAUACAAGAACACAGACGCGGGGGACAAGCUGAGAGAGAUGCUAAUGAUGGGAUCGUCUAAGCAAUGGCAGGAUGCCAUGGAGGCCAUAACUGGACAGAGACUUAUGAGUGCCAAACCUCUCGUGGAGUACUUCGAUCCUUUGUUGAAGUGGCUGAAGGAACAAAACAAGGAAGACAACACUGGCUGGUCUGCUUCUUGUCCAUCCGUCAUACCCACGCCCCAACCACUUUCUGCAGGAUCUACGUUAGAGUUUGUUUCUAUCACGUGCUUUGUUCUCUGUGCUGUGUUCGCGUUCCUGAACACGAAUUGACACUUUCUUGACAGCGUGUAAUUCUUGUGCAUAUUCCGUCCUUUUGUGUGUAUAAUCCUACAAAAUUUUGGAAGAAAUCCUCCAUAGUUUUCAUGUAAUCUAAGUUUCUGUACCAAUGCAUCAAAAAUGAUUUUUAGGUAAACUAGGUACUAUGCAUGCAUUUUACAAUGCUCUCUUUAUGUAGUUAAAACUGAACUUAUCAUUGUGUGUGUUGUAAAUGUACAAUCCAAAAUAAUUGUGCAUACAUUGUAUAUCAUUAGAAAAAAAUUAGUUUGACUGUGAAUAGAUACAGAGGUUGUAAUGGAUCUCCGUGGAGAACAGAUGUUACGUUUUGCAGCGCUACAAGAAAUGAAGAUGAAAAUGACUUUCUCUGUAGAUGUAUGGAGGGUAUGAUGCGAUCCCAUAAAGAGGUUUCCAAAUAUUAGCGUUUGCAAUUGAUUCAUGAUAGAUAGUAGUUGUAUGAAUGAAAUUUUGCAGAAUCAACCACCGUCGGAAAAUAAA
Molecule: messenger RNA, 2578 nt
Organism: Ostrea edulis (European flat oyster)
Lineage: Eukaryota; Metazoa; Mollusca; Bivalvia; Ostreida; Ostreidae
Product: angiotensin-converting enzyme-like
Exons: 13
Coding region: 176-2077 (633 amino acids)
Biological process (GO): proteolysis
Cellular component (GO): plasma membrane
Molecular function (GO): peptidyl-dipeptidase activity; metallopeptidase activity
Source: RefSeq, a predicted model, not a curated record